CCGCGCGGCCGCGGCCUUCGGGGCCGGCCCGGGCUCAGCAUGCCCGGGGUGAAGCUGACCACCCAGGCCUACUGCAAGAUGCUGCUGCACGGCGCCAAGUACCCGCACUGCGCCGUCAACGGCCUGCUGGUGGCCGAGAAGCAGAAGCCGCGCAAGGAGCACCUGCCCCUGGGCGGCGCGGGCGCCCACCACACGCUCUUCGUGGACUGCAUCCCCCUGUUCCACGGCACGCUGGCCCUCGCCCCCAUGCUGGAGGUGGCGCUCACCCUGAUUGACUCCUGGUGCAAAGACAAUAGCUAUGUGAUCGCUGGUUACUAUCAAGCCAAUGAGCGCGUCAAGGAUGCCAGUCCAAACCAGGUCGCAGAGAAGGUGGCCUCCAGGAUUGCCGAAGGCUUCAGCGACACAGCUCUCAUCAUGGUGGACAACACCAAGUUUACGAUGGACUGCGUAGCACCCACGAUCCACGUGUACGAGCACCACGAGAGCAGAUGGCGCUGCAGGGACCCACACCACGACUACUGUGAAGACUGGCCGGAGGCGCAGAGGAUCUCGGCGUCGCUGCUGGACAGCCGCUCCUACGAGACGCUGGUGGACUUCGACAACCACCUGGACGACAUCCGCAAUGACUGGACAAACCCCGAGAUCAACAAAGCCGUCCUGCACCUGUGCUAGGCAGGGCCCUGCGCCGCGCGAGAAGGAAGCCCACUUGUCCUGUAAAUAGAGCUCUGGGUGCCAGGAGCAGCGCUGGCGGCUCUGGGAGGUGCCACGUGCCUGGGAAGAGGGCACGCGUCCCGCCGCGGCUGGAAGAUUGGCUCGCGUCCAGUCUGACCGUCCGCGCGGAGCCUCCCCAGCUGUGUGUUGCUCUAAUCCUCCACAUCAGAGCUCUUCCUGCCCGCCCGCGUUGUUCUACUGCACAGUUUUAACUGACGUUUUAUAAUCUGGAGAGAGUACUUUUUAAAGCUUAUGAACUGUCUUUUAAAAAAAAAGGCCGUAUCUUAUACUCCA
This is a messenger RNA of Lepus europaeus (European hare), 1005 nucleotides long. RefSeq names its product ER membrane protein complex subunit 8 (gene EMC8). The transcript is spliced from 5 exons. Gene Ontology annotation, cellular component: EMC complex. The record is from RefSeq and is a predicted model, not a curated record. Bases 40 to 672 code for a protein of 210 amino acids. NCBI's taxonomy places the organism in Eukaryota, Metazoa, Chordata, Mammalia, Lagomorpha, Leporidae.